ACGAGCAAAUCUCGUUGCUCUUCGCGCCAGCCAGCCGCGGCUUCGGGCUUUCUUCUGCAUUCUUGUGCAGCUCUCACUGAAUUGUGUUCUGAACGAACAUGAAGCUGCAGCUGCAGGUCCGAGCUCUGAGACAGACCGAGAGGCAUUGACGGGAAUCGUUUUUUUUUUUUGGAAGCCAGCCGCUCCAGGGCGUGAGGAGCAGCAAUGGCGUGUGGUAGCGUGGCUGUUUGCGGAGUGAACCCGACUUGCGUCACGUGCGAGAGGGUCUCGAGAACUUUGCAGAGCCCUGCGUCGGUCUCCACGAGCACGCGAAGUGUACGGGAAUGGAGCAGUGGGAGUUCUGCCAUGUUCAGAGUGGAAUUUUCCGCAGGAUAUUUUAUGCCCAUAGCUUCUCAAAGACCACCCCGCAGCAGAAGCAGACGUGUGGAAGCUGCAAUGGUGUCCGAGGAUGCAGUGCAAGAGUGGACUGACUUGGAAUCAGAUAUUGCUUACCUGACACGAUCUGCAAGACUUGUUCAGUGGUAUCCAGGUCAUAUUGCCAAAGCCGAAAAGUCUCUCAAGGAACAGCUUCGCCUGGUUGAUGUCGUUGUAGAAGUGCGUGAUGCAAGAAUACCACUCGCCACUACUCAUCCGGAGAUUGACGACUGGAUUGGAGAUAAGAAGAAAAUUGUGGUUUUGAAUCGUGAGGAUAUGGUAUCUAGAGACGACAAAAAUGCCUGGGCAGGCUACUACACAAGCAAGGGCGUAACAACUCUUCUAACAGAUGGUCAGCGCGGAGCUGGUAUCAUGAAACUUGGAAGGGUGGCAAGGUCUGUAGCUACUGAGAUCAAUCUGAAGAGGAGAGACAAAGGCCUUCUACCUCGUGCAGUCCGCUGUGCUGUUGUAGGCUAUCCGAACGUUGGGAAGUCAUCCGUCAUCAAUAGAUUGUUGAAGCGUAAGGUCUGUGAGACGGCCCCUCGACCAGGAGUAACGCGUGACUUGAGAUGGACACGAAUUGCAGAAGGACUUGAUCUCAUGGAUGCUCCAGGAGUCUUACCGAUGAGAAUCCAGGAUCAGGCUGCCGCCACGAGGUUGGCCAUAUGCAAUGAUAUCGGAGAGGCAUCGUAUGCAGUUGCAGGAGUCGCAUCAGUGCUGGUAGAGAUGCUCAAGAGAAUACCUACUGCGGGGCCAAAAGUUCUCACCUCGCGGUAUAACAUCCAGGCAGCAGAUCUUUCGGGUGAAGAGUUUCUGGAACAGCUCGGACAAGACAAGUUUCAGGGGGAUGUGAACCAAGCAGCUUUUCGUGUACUACGAGAUUUCAGGAAAGGAGCUUUUGGUUGGCUAGCGCUGGAAAGACCUCCUUCUGAAAAAUCCUUUUAAAACAUACAUUCUCUGGUGCUAUGCCAAAUGAAAGUCGACCCCACAGCUGCGGCUGCUUCUGUGGAGACGAUAUAUGUUGUACAUAUAACCGUGAGGAUACAUAUUCAACAUGUAUCGUCACGAAUCCUUGUAUGAAGAGAGUAGACGCCAGAAGCUAGACCGGUUUAGUUCUGAAGCACGUCGCUUACUGUAGCAUUUAGCACUUGGAGUUAACUUUCAUUCAGUGAAAUCGCUCUUCCUUUCAAGGAGAAGGCUUUUAUGAUUUGCACCUCGCUCUACUUUUUGGGGAGAGAAUUUGUGUGCCCCAUGGAUAACAUCAAUGCAAUCUUUACUUUCUGUUGGAUCAUAUCUU
Marchantia polymorpha subsp. ruderalis is the source of this 1711-nucleotide messenger RNA. NCBI's taxonomy places the organism in Eukaryota, Viridiplantae, Streptophyta, Marchantiopsida, Marchantiales, Marchantiaceae. The record is from the annotation of a GenBank genome assembly.